Leptosia nina is the source of this 987-nucleotide messenger RNA. NCBI's taxonomy places the organism in Eukaryota, Metazoa, Arthropoda, Insecta, Lepidoptera, Pieridae. The record is from the annotation of a GenBank genome assembly.
AUGAGAAACAACGUCCUCCAGGUCCUCGUCAAAUCGACGGCCAUGCCCUUCCGCUGGCUGAAGAGCUCCUACCGAUGCUUUUACUGUUACGACAUAUUCACUGAACCCUCGGAGCUGAAGAACCACCAAUCCCAACAUUUGGGUGAUGAAAUAAAGGAGACCACGAUGAAUAAGUAUUGGGAGACAGUUGUGUACGUGGAUGUAUCGGAGCUAGCAUGCCGGUUGUGCCCGGAGAAUAUUAGUGAUUUGUACGAGUUGAUAAACCACCUCGUCGACAAGCACGGCGUGGUCUACAAUAAGGAUGUCGGCAAUUGCAUGAUACCAUUCAAACUUGACAACUUCUCGCUUAACUGCCUGUCUUGCGGCGCAACUUUCUACACGUUUGGCACUCUCUUGCAGCACACCAACAAAGACCAUAAGGGCACGUCGGCUAUCCUAUGCGAGAUAUGCGGACAGAACUUCAAAGACGCGAACCUUCUGCGUCUCCACGUCAAGUCCAUGCAUGAGAACAUAAGUCUGCUAUGCCAAGAGUGCGGCGAGAAGUUCGACAGCAAAUACAAGCUGAAGAACCACCAGAAGUACGAGCACGACCUGGAUAAGAAGAAAUAUAAGUGUCUCGUUUGUCCAGAGGUGUUCCGCAGUCAUUAUAAGCGGUCGCGGCAUAUGGUCGAGGAGCAUAAGAAUCGGGAAGUGAUUAAGUGCCUCCAUUGCCCGAAAACGUUUGUUUUCCGGAGUAUGAUGAUGACCCAUCUCCGGGACGCCCAUCUGAAGGUCAGGAACCACAUAUGCAGCGUCUGCGGCUGGAAGGCCUUUACCAGUCAUAGACUGAAGAACCACAUGUACAAGCAUAGCGGGGAGAAGAACUUCAAAUGCGACGGUUGCGAUAAGAUGUUCACGACGCGGAAGAUUAUGCGCGCGCAUUUUGUGAGGAUGCACAAGGGGGUGCCGCCGAAGGGCAUGGUCUAUGAUGAGGCAUAUGGCUAUUGA